GCGCGGGGCGUGCGCAUGCGCAUGCGCACGCCCCCCCCCCGCCCCCCCAAAGUUCAUCAGAACGAUAUAAUAAGGUCGUUCCCGGCAAGAGGAGCGCAGCUCAGUGUGCGGCGUCCGGACCGGACCGAGGCGGAGGAGGAGAUGGAGGACAGUGAGAGAGAGGAGGACAGCAAGUCGUCCAAGAGCGACAGGGUCGCGCUGAAGAAGGAAAUUGGACUUUUGAGCGCCUGCGCUAUCAUCAUCGGGAACAUCAUCGGCUCUGGGAUAUUCAUCUCUCCUAAAGGAGUGUUGGAGCAUGCAGGCUCGGUGGGCCUGUCGCUCAUCGUCUGGGUCUGCGGCGGGGGGAUCUGUGCCCUCGGCUCCAUGUGCUAUGCUGAACUGGGUGUCACCAUCCCCAAGUCUGGGGGAGACUACUCGUAUGUGACGGAGAUCUUUGGAGGGCUUGUAGGCUUCCUCCUGCUGUGGAGCGCUGUCCUCAUCAUGUAUCCGACCACGCUGGCGGUCAUCGCGCUCACCUUCUCCAAUUACGUCUUGCAGCCGGCCUUCCAGUACUGCCUGCCUCCGUUCAUCGCCACCAGAAUCCUCGCCACCAUCUGUGUCUUGUUCCUGACCUGGGUGAACUGCUCGAGCGUGCGCUGGGCGACGAGGAUCCAGGAUGUUUUCACUGUAGGAAAGCUCCUCGCUCUGGCACUCAUCAUAGUGGUGGGACUCGUCCAGAUCUGUCGAGGUCACUAUGACGCCCUCCAUCCCAGCGUGGCCUUUGAGUUCCGUCAGGACCCCUCGGUGGGACAGAUAGCGCUGGCCUUCCUCCAGGCCUCCUUUGCCUACAGCGGCUGGAAUUUCCUCAACUAUGUCACAGAGGAGGUCGUGGAGCCACGCAAGAACCUGCCUCGUGCCAUCUACAUUUCAAUCCCACUGGUGACCCUGGUCUACACUCUGACGAACAUCGCCUACUUCUCCUCCAUGUCCCCCGAGGAGCUGCUGGCCUCCAACGCUGUGGCAGUGACAUUCGGGGAAAAGCUGCUGGGGAUGUUUUCCUGGGUGAUGCCGAUCUCAGUAGCGCUGUCCACCUUUGGAGGAAUCAAUGGAUAUCUGUUCACUUCCUCUAGGCUGUGUUUCUCCGGGGCCAGAGAGGGUCACCUGCCUUAUCUGCUGGCUAUGAUCCACCUAAAGAACUGCACUCCGAUCCCCGCCCUGCUGGUCUGUUGCUUCGCCACAAUAGUCAUCCUGUGUAUUGGAGAGACGCACAACCUGAUCAACUACGUCUCCUUCAUCAACUAUCUGUCAUAUGGCGUAACCAUCGCCGGCCUCCUCUACCUUCGCAAGAAGAGACCAAACCUGGCCAGACCCAUCAAGGUAAACGUCUUGAUCCCCAUCACCUACAUGGUCUUCUGGGCCGUGCUGCUGUGCUUCAGUCUCUACUCUGAGCCAGUGGUGUGCGGCCUGGGCAUGGUCAUCAUGCUGACCGGGGUCCCUGUGUACUUUGUGGGCGUUUACUGGAGGAACAAGCCCAAGUGGAUCCACAGGCUAGUCGAACGGGUCACGUACGUGGGCCAGAAGGUGUGUUACGUGGUGUUUCCUCAGGCAGACCCUUCAGAGCCUCUACUCAUCGCUGACUCCAAAGCCAAUGACUGAGCAGUGUGGUCGACCAGGAACUCCCCCUUUUUUACAUCAACAACUGUACUUCCAGUCCGUGUGUCACAAUUCUGGGCCUACAAUGAAGCCCCUAUAUGGGAGAAGUGGAUGGUUAUAUUUAGGACAUAGGCAUGUUCCUCCCUAAAGCUACGACGUGUGUUUUUAUUUGUCGCUCUGUUAGUACUGUCCAUCCAUUCUCCUCGCCAGUACACCAAGCUUUCUCUUUAACACAGAUUUUUUUUUUUUUUUUUUAUUCUCCCAUCUACUCACCCGAGGAACUUCAAUCUGUCACCUUCUGCUUCUCUCCCAAAGGUCUUUGACUUUUGUUACUUUAACCCAAUCUAAUGUGCCUUAUGAAAUGUGCGCGUUUGGUACAGCGUAUUGUUUCGCGCUCUUAUUUUGAUAGCAUAAAAACUAUUAUGAGGUCAAUGUGCAAGCAGUUUCUGCACCAAGCUAUACUUCUGUAUUACUGCUGCUAUCUUCGGCUGUUUCACUAAUGACUCACAUGAUGUUUACUGUUUGGGAACUGUGGAUGAGAAUUCUUCCGUCUGUAUCUCUGGCUACAUUACCAAGCCAUUCCUUUAUCUUUAACCCCCCUGUUCUCUCAUUAUUGUAUUAUUAUCACUACGUCCCCGUGUGACGUACUGUCGGUUCCCUGCAGUGGGCGAUCACCUCUCUGUUCCUAUUAGAGACGCAAUCUACACAUUGACUCUCGGCCUUCCCAGAUAUAUAUUUAGUGGACAGGAGAGACGGGAGGAUUCUUAGUCUGUGGCUUGAACUUGAAGAACAGCUAAUGCUCUCAGAAAAUGAAUGGGCUGCAUUGUUACGGCCCAUGUUGACAGGCUGCUCUUCCAGGUUUUUAAUCUACGCCAGUUUCUUUGGUCCCCUUGAGUCGAGGACAACACGCCCUUUGUUGAGCUUGUGAGAAAUGCCACUGUGAAAGACACUUGAGCUUGCCAGGAGUUCGAUGUCCCACGUCUCAUGUGACAUGUUACGCCUACCGUACUGUACUCACCGUAAAUGUGUUGUCUGGAUCCGUGUUCGCAGACAGGUGGAGGGAUGGCAGGGGAUGUUUACUUGUGCUUGGACCUGCUCCCACUUCCCCAAAGACACAUCAUCACUGAAAUAGACACUGGCCCAUUGACUUUUUUCUAGAUCAACUGACUCACUGUGAUACCAUUGACCUGAUACGGCAGAAUUAACGAUAGUCCCAUUAUAAGCUUCCUUCUGUUAUCCUAUUGACAAUGACUUGACUUGUUACGACCCAAUUUAAACACUAAGUCGUCUCCAAUUUACUUGGGGUCAAAUUGAUCCUCUGCUAGCACUGCCUGUGCUCCCGGAGAUGUUGUGCUGACACAUAUUUGAGUAAUCUCUUGUAGCAUUUGUUUAAGCUGUGCAUGGCGCGCACGGAACAGAACAUAUGGAGUGUUGGCCUUUUUCAAUGUGAUGGAAACCAGCAGGUUGGAACUUGGAUUGAACGAUCGCUCCUUCUCCAGGCCCGAGGUGCUGGGAACUAACUCCACGGACGGACACAACACGCGCGUCUGUCGGCAAAGUCCAGGCGCCUUUGGCUCGGUUCAGAUCUGCACAUACUAAAGAAGACAACCGUAGAAAACCGUUACAAAUGUGCCAGGAACGCCUACAAAGAUCAUUCCUCAGACAUGUUUUUACAUUUACACACUGUACAAUUGAUGAGAGUGUACCUGUUUUGUAAAAGUGUGAAGUUGAACAAGAUUAACAAUGUAAUUGCCUAUUAAAAUAGCAACUUCUGAGAA
Messenger RNA from Scophthalmus maximus (turbot), 3410 nucleotides. It is a transcript of the gene slc7a10a, whose product is annotated as solute carrier family 7 member 10a. Gene Ontology annotation, molecular function: L-amino acid transmembrane transporter activity; neutral L-amino acid transmembrane transporter activity. Gene Ontology annotation, biological process: D-serine transmembrane transport; D-alanine transmembrane transport; amino acid transmembrane transport. The coding region runs from base 16 to 1635 and encodes 539 amino acids. Lineage: Eukaryota; Metazoa; Chordata; Actinopteri; Pleuronectiformes; Scophthalmidae. Gene Ontology annotation, cellular component: membrane. The transcript is spliced from 11 exons. The record is from RefSeq and is a predicted model, not a curated record.